AUGUCUGGACUCCGCUUCCUCGACCUCGUGAAGCCCUUCACACCCCUCAUCCCCGAAGUUCAGGUCCCAGAGACCAAGGUCCCCUUCCAGCAAAGGAUAAUAUGGACGAGCGUCACCCUCGUCAUUUUCUUGGUCAUGAGCCAGAUGCCGUUGUACGGCAUUGUAUCUUCGGACACCUCUGAUCCUCUAUACUGGCUGCGCAUGAUGAUGGCCAGUAAUCGCGGUACACUCAUGGAACUGGGUAUCACACCGAUCAUUUCUUCCGGCAUGAUGUUCCAGCUGCUUGCUGGUACUCACCUCAUUGACGUCAACCUCGACCUCAAGUCCGAUCGCGAACUCUACCAGACUGCCCAGAAGCUUCUUGCUAUCAUCCUUGCGUUUGGCCAAUCUUGCGUCUACGUGCUUACUGGACUUUACGGCCCACCAGCGGAUCUUGGUGCUGGUAUCUGCGUUCUCUUGGUCGUCCAGCUCCUGGCUGCUGCUCUUAUUGUCAUUCUGCUUGACGAGCUUCUGCAGAAGGGAUACGGUCUUGGAUCUGGUAUCUCUCUCUUCAUUGCGACCAACAUCUGCGAGUCUAUUGUCUGGAGGGCUUUCUCCCCAACGACGGUCAACACUGGCCGUGGCCCAGAAUUCGAGGGUGCCAUCAUUGCGCUGGUCCACCUGCUCAUUACCUGGCCAAACAAGCAACUCGCACUUCGCGAGGCCUUCUACCGCCAGAACCUGCCAAACAUCAUGCAGCUGUUGUCGACUAUCAUCGUCUUCGCCGCUGUCAUCUACCUGCAAGGCUUCCGCGUUGAGAUCCCAGUAAAGUCUUCGCGCCAGCGUGGCAUGCGUGGCUCAUACCCCGUCCGUCUGUUCUACACCUCGAACAUGCCGAUCAUGCUCCAGUCCGCCCUCUCGUCGAACGUUUUCCUCGUCUCCCAGAUGCUUUACAACAAGCUUCCAGACAACCUCUUGGUCAAGCUGAUUGGUGUGUGGGAAGCUCGCGAGGGUACUGCCCAGGUCCUUCCAGCCAGCGGUCUGGUCUACUACAUGUCCCCACCACUCAACAUCACCGACGCUCUCAUGGACCCGAUUCACACGGCUGUCUUCACUGUCUACAUGCUUGUCGCCUGUGCCGCCUUUAGCAAGACAUGGAUUGAGGUUUCUGGUUCCAGCCCCCGCGAUGUCGCUAAGCAAUUGAAGGAGCAAGGAUUGGUCAUGGCUGGACACCGUGAUGAAAGCAUGUACAGGGAGUUGAAGCGUGUCAUCCCAACUGCUGCCGCUUUCGGUGGUGCUUGCAUUGGUGCUCUCUCCAUCACCAGUGAUCUUAUGGGUGCUCUGGGAAGCGGAACCGGUAUUUUGAUGGCCGUCACUAUCAUCUACUCGUACUUCGAAAUCGCCGCCAAGGAAGGUGAUAUGGCAGGUCUCAAGGGCAUGGUGAUGGGCUAA
Zasmidium cellare ATCC 36951 is the source of this 1431-nucleotide messenger RNA. RefSeq lists its product as uncharacterized. The transcript has 5 exons. Gene Ontology annotation, cellular component: Sec61 translocon complex; membrane. The coding region runs from base 1 to 1431 and encodes 476 amino acids. Gene Ontology annotation, biological process: post-translational protein targeting to membrane, translocation; SRP-dependent cotranslational protein targeting to membrane, translocation. Gene Ontology annotation, molecular function: transmembrane protein transporter activity; signal sequence receptor activity; ribosome binding. The record is from RefSeq and is a predicted model, not a curated record. NCBI's taxonomy places the organism in Eukaryota, Fungi, Ascomycota, Dothideomycetes, Mycosphaerellales, Mycosphaerellaceae.